GUAACAAAACCAUUUUGGCUGUUCUCUCAUGAGUGGCAAGGGAUGGCUUUAGGAGUCUUGGCACAACAGUUGGGACCACACAAAAGAGUCGUAGCCUAUUUCUCCAAGCAACUGGAUGAAGUAAGCAAAGGAUGGCCCAGUUGUCUGAAAGCAGUGGUCGCAGUGAUCAUAAACAUAGAAGAGGCCAGAAAACUCACGAUGGGCCAGAAAAUGACUGUGUUGGUGUCCCACACUGUGUCCGCAGUACUAGAACAGAAGGGUGACCAUUGGUUGUCGCCUUCCAGAUUCCUAAAGUACCAAGCAAUCCUAGCUGAGUCAGACGACAUAACCAUUCAAGUAACUAACAUUGUGAAUCCAACCACAUUUCUAGAAGGAAGGAUGUCAGCAGAACCAAUCGAGCAUGACUGCCUGGAAACUAUCGAAGCAGUCUACUCCAGCCGCCCGGAUCUCAAAGAAGAGUCAUUUGAAGAUGCAGACAACUGGUUCUCUGACGGCAGUAGCUUCGUGAAGCAAGGAGUAAGGAUGGCAGGCUAUGCAGUGACCACAACGGAAGAGAAUCUUUUAGGAAAACCCCUACAAGAGAAGUGGGAGGGACCUUUCCAAGUGCUGCUGACUACCUUCACCGCGGUUAGGAUCAAGGAGCGACCUACAUGGAUCCACUAUUCUCGAGUCAAGAGAGCUCCGGAAGAUAAGCAAGAAGACCCAACAUCAUGAAUCCGACUCCCUUCCAAACCCUUUCAACAUUGACCAUUGGACUUUUGAUAAGUAUUGUUUUGUCCC
This is a messenger RNA of Corapipo altera (White-ruffed manakin), 780 nucleotides long. RefSeq lists its product as uncharacterized. The transcript is spliced from 2 exons. The record is from RefSeq and is a predicted model, not a curated record. Bases 43 to 714 code for a protein of 223 amino acids. Lineage: Eukaryota; Metazoa; Chordata; Aves; Passeriformes; Pipridae.